AAGUUGUAGGCAUCGACAGUUUGGGAUUGCGGAAGCCAAUCAGAUCCUCCUUUUCUUUCUACUGGUAAUGGCCGCUACCAGGAAGUAGGGCGACCGGAUGGUUCCCAAGACCUCAAAGUUAGCCAAAGAAAGAAAGAAAGCAGAAAUACCCACCCACCCCCAGAAUGCUUAUAUGGUGGAACUACACCACCCAUCUUUGCAACAGACCCAGAUGGAAUGUACCUCUCAAGAUGUUCCCAGAUUCUGCCCCUGACUUUAAGAAGCAGCAAAGCACAGAUGCUUCCAGAGUGUUAGUAGGGUUGCCACGAAUGAAAAAAAAAUUGGCUAAAAAGACAUUUUUUAAAAGCUACAAAAGAUCAUCUGAUCUGUAAUGACUGGGAACAUGGCCACCACCAGGAAUGCUUCACAGCUCUUCUUGGUAUUUUUCUUGUUGCUUUUUUGCCUGCCUGUAGUGGAAGCUUUAGAUAUGGGUGAUGCAUUAGCUUUGUUGCUAGGUGUGGCUCUUAGUUGUGUUGGAUUCUGUGCCUGCCUCGGUCUAUAUGCAAGAAGACGACAUGGAGAGCAAUGACUUUAAGUACAAAAUGUCCAGCUGAAGUGCAACUGUCCUGAUGGAUGUUGUUGCAGUUAAGGAAGAGUUUCAAGAUGUUCCCCAACUCAUCAAAUCUUUAUUGCCAUGUACUGCUCAAGAAGAAAGACCAUUCAUAAUGGGAAGACUGUGGAGAAAGCUGCUUCAAGUUCAUAAGAACAUUUUGUAUGUCAUUAAGAUGUUGCCUUAAAAGAGAAUGAUACUGGUUUUCAAUUGCAUAAGAAAAUGCAUCAAUAAAAGUUAAUUAACUGAAGUGCAGCAGGAAAUAUAGAGGGGUAAAAGAGAAUAUAGUUCGCAUUCAAAUGAUAUACAGAAAAUAUACGACAUAGGACACAUAACUAUCCUCAUAAUUACUUGAGAGAUGAUUUUUUUUCUUCUUCUGAAAUAUUUCUCUAUUUCAUUUUUCCCCAAAUUAAACCAAAGUAUUUUGUUGUAAGGUCAAGUUGCUGUGUACCAUCCAAUAUUUUGUUGUUUUCAUUUGGUUACCAUUUAUGUUACAGUUAAUGUUGAAAAGUUAGUCUCCAUUGUCUCCUUAAAGCAUUGCAAAUAUUCUAAUAUAGUAAUAUGUAAUCCAGUGCCAUCAAAUGUUUAGUUUAUAACUCCCAUAAUCCCUGACCAUCAGCCGUUUGAUUUAUGAGAAUUGUAAUCUUAAAAUAUGGUAGCAUAAUCCUCAUAGAUUAACUUUUAUGAUUUCUCAGUUCUACAGAAGAAUUGCUGGGAACAAUAUUUAAAUGACCAACCCUUUUCUAUACAGUAUAUAUCUCCUCACUUGUAUUGUUUGCACAUUUUUAAUAAAUUGUGAAACUUUCACUAUUUUCAAAGUAUUGAAUAAGAUAAAGGAUUAAUGAGAAUUGAACAGUGAUUUAUUCUUGGUUUUCCAGUGUAACUAAAUAAACUUUAAUAUGAGGUUAACUUAAUAACCUCCAUGCUCUUUAACAUGUCUUUCGCUGCUUUAAUUCACCCAUGAUUAAAUAUUAGUUAUUGAAAAUAUGCCUAAAUUUAACAAGAGCACUGUUGAAGCUCAUAUUAAAACAAUUUUAUUAUAAUUCAAGUUUGGUAGUAAGAGAAAGGUAGAAAUUUUCUUAACAUGCACAUACAGACCCAUUAUAAGAGUGUUACCACAAAUGGUUUAAAAAUAUUGUAAUGUCUGGUAUAAAUAUUGCAUAUGAUAUACAAAAGAUAUAGCAGAAAUAUACUAUUCUAAUGUAUUUUAAAGGCAUUUUUCUUAUGACCCAUGCACAUUCUAUAUGUACAUCCUGUAUUGAAUUCUGCUGCAGAUAUAUGGAGAUAAAUUACAAAAUAUUUUAAAA
Molecule: messenger RNA, 1896 nt
Organism: Pantherophis guttatus
Lineage: Eukaryota; Metazoa; Chordata; Lepidosauria; Squamata; Colubridae
Source: RefSeq, a predicted model, not a curated record